This is a messenger RNA of Theobroma umbraticum, 701 nucleotides long. RefSeq names its product IQ-domain 20 (gene IQD20). Lineage: Eukaryota; Viridiplantae; Streptophyta; Magnoliopsida; Malvales; Malvaceae. The record is from RefSeq and is a predicted model, not a curated record. Gene Ontology annotation, molecular function: protein binding.
AAUAAAAGGGCAAAAAAAAAAAAAAACCUGUAAUUUUGUCUGAAAAUAUGGUGCGCACGGCACAAUUCCUUCCUUUAAAGAGACCUCUUCCUUGGGUGUCACAGCGAAAGGGACAAUAAUCAGAUCAAAAACAUAGCUCAAAGCGAAAAAACAAAACAACGUACUUGCGACCAUGGGCACUGCUAGAAACUGGUUCAACACAGUCCGAAAGAAGUUCAUCAAAUCAUCUCAAGGAGAGAUCAUCAUUCUCCACAGCCCAAGUCUCAGCGCCCAGUCAAUCAUUGGAGAAGGUAGAGACUUCCACAACAACUCAUCAGAUUCAUCGCCAUCUUCCUUCCGAAGAAGAAAACAUUUAACCAGGGACUACAUCGCGGCAAUCAAAAUCCAAGCCAUUUUCAGGGGUCACCUUGCAAGACGAGCAUACAAAGCAUUGAGAAGCCUGGUUAAGCUGCAAGCUGUGGCCCGAGGGGUGUAUGUAAGGAAACAAGCACGAAUAGCACUGCAGUGCAUGCAUGCACUCGUUCGGUUACAGGUCAGGGUUCGUGCCCGCCAACUCCUCAGCAAGUAUAGCCAUGACAGCUAACCAGCGAUCAUCGAGCAAAGUUUCCAAUACAGAAUAAUUGCUUUACUCUGUCAUCUCAAAAUUGUAACCAACAUGAGAAACAUGCUGAGUCUUGAUUAAGGAGUUAGAUUCUAUUUAA